GUUGGACACCCUGAUGGCAAAGCUGAUGGCAAUGAAUUUUCUUUUAGGAGCGGAAAAGAGUGAAUGAAUCAAUGCGCUUGUAGUGAUUCCCAAGAAACAAGUGCAUUGACGUUCGAAGAAGCCUUAGAAUAAUUUUUUUAGUGGCGUCGUAGCCAAAAGCUCAGCUUCUUCAUUACUUAAUUGAAAACGAAACCCACAAGUUGCCGGGAAAGCAACAACAACAACAAGUUGGUUCAACCAAUCCAUCAAGAGGCUCGUUCCGUCUUCCUACAGAUUGCUAAACAUGUCUAUGGUCUUGAAACUACGUCUCAGUUUGGUUUUGACCUAUCAAAUCGCGCCCGAUCUUGACCCGUAAUUGGAUUACAGAUAGCGCAAGAGAUGACAUUUCCAACAGACCAAAACACUGAAUGAUCUGAUUCUCAUAAGAACAACACGAGUGUUGGGCGGCCAUUGCGACAUUUAUCGUAAGUCAUAGAGUCUUUCUACUCCAAAUACUAUAAUAAGCCUAGGACUCGACUUCUGCGCAUUAUGUUUAUCGUAAUCUAUGACGACGCUCGUGAUCCUUCUAUUUCUGCUUCACAUAUGUUGGGGGUCUCUAACACGUAGGCCCAAGUGAUAUAAUUCAAUUGUUUCCGGCGUGAGCAUCGAUUAACGUACUUUUGGACGGAAUCAAACAAAAACCAAAUCAACAACAUGAGUGCUGCUUUGCGAUUGGCCCUCUUCAGUUUGUUGCUUGUCAUCCACUCUGCUCGACCUAUGAGCGUCGCAAAGAGACAGAGCGGUCAAGUAACAUUCUGCGGUUUCCACACUCCUUGUGGCUGGGGAGUUUACAAUUCAAACACACGCCAAAUGGACUACUUUGUUCGAAACAUCUGCCAAUGCAACCGACCUCUAGAGCGUUGUUUACGUGCGGGUGACGAUGUCAGCAUCUCGGCUUACGUCUACCGCUGCGUCCGGUCUCGGCCGUCUUCGUCGGCCGUCAGUAGCGCUUCUGUCGGCUCCACAGCCGGAAGAAGUUCAAUUGAUACGGCACCCAAUUUGAUCGAUAUGAAAUUGUGAACGUUCAACAAAGGAAAUUGAAAAAAAAAAAAUGACGCGCAAAAUACCCGCAGGUUUAAAAAAAGCGAACAAAAUAGGUUUUUCUUUCUC
Molecule: messenger RNA, 1149 nt
Organism: Daphnia carinata
Lineage: Eukaryota; Metazoa; Arthropoda; Branchiopoda; Diplostraca; Daphniidae
Exons: 6
Coding region: 694-1059 (121 amino acids)
Source: RefSeq, a predicted model, not a curated record